AGUGUGUGCGUACAGACAGGGCUUGUGGGAGACGGUUGCGAUGAACACGGUGCUGUCGCGGGCGAAUUUACUCUUCGCCUUCUCUCUGAGCGUGAUGGCGGCGCUCACCUUCGGCUGCUUCAUCACCACCGCCUUCAAAGACCGGAACGUCCCGGUGCGGCUGCACGUCUCCCGGAUCAUGUUAAAAAAUGUAGAAGACUUCACUGGACCUAGAGAAAGAAGUGAUCUGGGAUUCAUUACAUUCGAUAUAACAGCUGAUCUGGAAAAUAUAUUUGAUUGGAAUGUUAAGCAGUUGUUUCUUUAUUUAUCAGAAGAAUACUCAACAAAAAAUAAUGCUCUGAACCAAGUUGUCCUUUGGGACAAGCUUGUUCUGAGAGGUGAUAAUCCAAAGCUUCUAUUGAAAGAUAUGAAAACAAAAUAUUUUUUCUUUGAUGAUGGAAAUGGUCUCAAGGGAAACGGGAAUGUUACUUUAACUCUACCUUGGAAUGUUGUACCAAAUGCUGGAAUUCUACCUCUUGUGACAGGAUCAGGAUACGUAUCUGUCCCAUUUCCAGAUACAUAUGAAAUAACGAAGAGUUAUUAAAUUAUUCUGAAUUUGAAACAA
Molecule: messenger RNA, 604 nt
Organism: Elephantulus edwardii (Cape elephant shrew)
Lineage: Eukaryota; Metazoa; Chordata; Mammalia; Macroscelidea; Macroscelididae
Product: signal peptidase complex subunit 3-like
Exons: 1
Coding region: 41-583 (180 amino acids)
Biological process (GO): protein targeting to ER
Cellular component (GO): membrane; signal peptidase complex
Source: RefSeq, a predicted model, not a curated record